UCCACCCUUCCCCAAUUCACAAACGCGGCAAUUAGCCGGGCGAUUCUUCAGAACGGUCAUAGCCCUGUCGUCCCUUGUACGCCCUCGAUUUCGUCUCCUUCGCCUUUCGUCACUACCGGUGCCACAGUCGGAGUCAUUGCUAACUCAUUCCUUUGGCCUGUCUAGGGGAAUCUAGACAAUUUGUGCCUUUGAGAUCUUAAUCAACGCCGGGGAGCACGCUGAAUCUACUGGAGCCGACAGCGCUGACAAGAACUUGGCCAGUUCAUCCUAGACUUCUCCUCCCUGUAUUUGAUGAGAUAAUUGUUUGAGAUGAGUUUUUAAGGCGAAGUGCACCUAAUGACCCUGUAGGAUCAAGAGAAAUGGACAGAAACAACAGAGGAAAAGUGGGGAAGGAUAACGUAGAACUGGAUAACAAUAAAAAUGGUGAUGUCUGUUGGUGGUUGUUGCAUAAAGGCCUUACAUCUUUUUUCCUGUGCAUUUCAAUGUUCGGAUUGUUGGUUCGCUGGACUGUCUCGUUACAUUCAUACUCUGGUGCUGGAAAUCCCCCCAAGUUUGGCGAUUAUGAAGCACAGAGGCAUUGGAUGGAGAUCACAGUUAACCUUCCUGCUCAAGAUUGGUAUAUUAAUAGCACAAAAAAUGAUUUGAGUUACUGGGGUCUUGAUUACCCACCUCUUACUGCCUACCAAAGCUAUAUUCAUGGACUUUUCCUCAGAUUCUUUGACCCCGAAUCAGUUACCCUCUUUACCUCGCGUGGUUAUGAAUCAUAUACUGGGAAGCUACUCAUGAGAUUCACAGUUCUGUCAUCUGAUCUCCUGAUAUUCUUUCCUUCUGUCCUUUAUUUUAUUCAUGCCUAUUAUGAUGUUCAUUCAAGAGGCCGUAAAGCUGAUGUUGCAUGGCACAUUUUACUCAUUCUAAUCAAUCCGUGCUUGGUCUUGAUUGACCAUGGGCAUUUUCAGUAUAAUUGCAUCAGCUUGGGCCUUGCCUUGGCUGCUGUUGCUGCCAUUCUCUCACAAAGAGACCUGUUAGCUUGUGUUCUCUUCUGUCUGUCUCUCAACCAUAAACAGGUGUUGAUCCCUUUGCCUCUUAUUUUCAACACAAUUAGGUUAGGCAGUAGAUGGGCCAGGAUGAGGCUUCGUUGUCUCUAAUCCUCAUGAGGUGUGGUGGCAACAUGUCAUGGAAUCUUUUUGCGGGAGUAACCUUUUUCCUUUGGUCUGCUUUGCAAAAGAACUGGUUUGUAAUUUAUGGAAAAUGUUAGAUUGACAGAUGACAUGUUUAAGUUUUCAUGGAAAGUUCACGCAUCAGGAGAUAGGUUUUUCUUUGCAGAAGAGCUUACAAUAAUAGAUAGGGAUUGGGAGAAAUGGUAAAAUCAACAGCUACUGUCAUCUUCCUGGCAACUGUUUGUUCAAUUCCUUUGCACAAUCCACUGAUGCGGUGAUGCCAGGUUCCCUCUAAAAGUUAGUAGGAGUCUUGUAAAAAAAACAUUCUUGAAUGCUCUUGUAGUUCUGUUUUUUUUCAUAGUUAUUCUGCUUGUUUGUUUCACUGAUUUUUCCUGUCAUGCUGCAACAUUACGUAAAUGUAUUCUGUAUGUGAAGUAGAAUUUUCAUUUUGUACUUUAGUUGGUACAUGUACAUACUGUCAUUCUGAGUUUAUCUACGCCCUUGAUAUUGCAUGUGCUAUUAAAAUUCCGAGAGUACAUGGGGCUAUUAAAAGGUGUUUCUCAGGCAUGAUGCUAUCAGUGCAACUGGAACUGGUUAACUACUUGAGGCCGUCAUACAUUAUAAGCUGAUAAAAUACUAUUUCAAGUUCUGAGAAUUGCCACCUUCAAAUAUUGAACAACUGAAUGAUGGUGCCUUUUCUUGAACUUUGUAGUGUGUGAUGAUCUGAAAAAAAUAUGUUAUCCUUUUGCUUGGUUCUUAUGGAUAUGUUAUUCUAGUGAUAAAGUUCUUUUUUUCUUCAUAUUUUUCUUCUCCAGAUGAGUACAUAUUUUGCACCAGCAUUUUUCAGCCACCUAUUGGGUAAGUGCCUGAGACGAAAACAUCCUUUGCUUGAGAUUUCAAAAUUGGGGUUGGUGGUCCUGGGAACGUUUGCAAUGGUUUGGUGGCCCUAUCUUCAUUCCAGGGAUGCUGCUUUACAGGUUCUCUCUCGCCUCGCUCCUUUUGAGAGAGGGAUAUAUGAGGACUAUGUAGCCAACUUUUGGUGCACUUCUUCUGUUCUCAUCAAGUGGAAGAGAUUAUUUCCAACACAGUCACUGAGACUUUUCAGCAUGGUUGCCACCAUAUUAGCAUGUCUUCCUUCAAUGAUUCAGCAAAUAUUGGCUCCCAGUAGCAAAGGUUUCCUUUAUGGAUUGCUGAAUAGUUCUCUCUCGUUCUACUUGUUUUCAUUCCAAGUACAUGAGAAGUCUAUUCUGCUGCCUCUUCUUCCUGCAACACUCCUGGCGAUGGAAUGGCCACGUCCAUUCAAGUUACUGACUCACUACGCUUUGUUCUCGAUGUUCCCUCUAGUAUGCAGAGACAAUUUGAUUCUGCCAUAUAUUGCUUUGUAUGCUCUCUGUAUCUUCCUCUACCAUCCACCUGGUGGAAGAUGGGAUGACUCUAAGAGGCAAGGCUCUACCCCUCUCUCUUUAGUCUCUGUUCUCUUGACCCUUGCAUAUCUAGGCUCACUUGUGCUUCAUAUUGUUUACUUGACUGUCCGUCCCCCAGAGAGAUACCCUUUUCUAUUUGAAGCUUUGAUAAUGCUUCUCUCCUUCUCUCACUUUGUUCUGUUUGCUUUCCACACCAACACAAAGCAGUGGAUGUUGUCAGGACACUUGAUAGGAAGUGACAAAGGAAAGAAACAACAUUGAAACUGUGUUUUUAAUGUUUAGGCCGAUGUAGAAACUUCUUAGUGCUGUGCUAUUUACUUUGAGUGAGGACAUACAUAAGGUAACAAUUGCACUUGCACUUUGUUGCUGCCAAACCCUAAUGAAGCUUUUUAUUCACUGAUCUUUGUGUUUACCGAUUU
This is a messenger RNA of Linum tenue, 3000 nucleotides long. Lineage: Eukaryota; Viridiplantae; Streptophyta; Magnoliopsida; Malpighiales; Linaceae. The record is from the annotation of a GenBank genome assembly.